AGCACGACAGACUUGAUCGUGCGAGUGCGGUAUUCGAAUCCGCUACCGCCUCCGCCAUUGGCUCCAAAGCUGCUCUCGCUCGCCACAGACCGGGACCGGUUCGCCAACUUUGACUUUCUGCAGCCGCUACAGACAGAACGGGAUGUCAGCCUCAUCGUCGAUCCUGAGCUCGGCAUGCCCCUCGAGCUGGGAGUCGGGGAUGGAGCCUACUGGGAGAACGACUUUACCCGGAUCUGUCCGACAGAACAGGCUCAAGAGAUGGACUUGGAGGACCUCUUCCUGUUGGAAGAUCCAGACAUGCCGAGCACGUCGAAUGGCUAUCCUGUCGCGAGCGGUUCGAUCGGCACUGCGCCUGGUACACCACGCAAAGGUGGCUUGGACAGAGCGGCACCCUUCCUUCGUCGGGCAGUCCGAAUGCCGGCUUCAGAUGCAGGCAUGACAAUGGAUUCGUCCAUAUUACAAGAGACGCUCGACAACAAGCCACGCACGCUCGAGGAGGAGUUACAAGCCAUAGAGCUAGGCUUCGAAGCUGCUCAGCGACCGAUCGCUUCGCUCAAGCAUCCCACCAAGCCGGGCCUGACCGCCGUAGAAGCUCACGAGUUCUUACCCGAUCUCGACGCAUGGCACAACACUUUCGAAUUGCUACGCUACUCAGAUGAUCCUGCAGAAGAGCUAGGCACCAUCUUUCAACAAGAAGGCGCGAAUGACAGAUCGAGAUUGCCGAGCGCGAUCGCUGAAAGACUGUCGCAUGCGCUACUGAGGCCUAUAUUGCUUCAAGGACGACCGCCCCAGCUGUCAUACUAUCUUCUGUCGGAGCCCGAAGCCGCUGCAGCAUUCAGAGAGCGCAAGGCUGAGUUGCCCACUGCGGACACCAUGGGUGCAUACGAGAACCUCAUGCUCAAUGGAGAGCCUUUCGACUAUCGCUACGUCCGCGAAUAUGAAAUCGGCAACGAGCGAGAACUCUUGGGCGAGUAUUUUGUCUCGCUACGGCGGCCUGCACCGCAGUCAAAAAAUGCGCAAUGUGCGCCACUUCAGAACGAUGCAGCUAUCCGGACAGACCAGAACGGCGACACGCAUUAUGCAACGGAAGCAGAGCAACUUGCGACUGCACAUAGUGCUUCGGCUUUCUUCGUCCCUGCUGCCAAAGUGGUCCAGAUACGCAAGCACCGACAACAGACGGCUGGUGCUUAUCAGGACGGCAACGAGGAGGAGGAUUACCAGUUCUGGCAUCGUAUCUCAGCCUGUCUGGGCUCGCCACUCACACUGGAGCUUCUCGCAGAGCGGCAAGCCAGGUUCGAAGCUGUCAUGGGUGCCCAAGUUGAGCAGCCAAUGCAAAGGCGCCUGACCGCACCGUUGGCUUGCGAGGCAGCCAGGGAGAGCUCUGAGCCAGGAACAGGGCGAGGUCGGGACACCGAAGGCACGGCAGACAGGCGCAUCAGGAACGCUUUCACUUUUCAGGCCUGUCGAGGCCGUCAAUCGCACCACGAGACCGUCAAGGCCCCUUGCAGAGACUUCUUAGGACACACAAGGACGGCCGUCUUGCUCGAGGUGCACGACGCCAUGGACAGCCAGAGAUUGACUGAGAGAGAGCUUCAGGCAGAGAUUGACUCGCUACAUUCGCUCAGGAGGAGGUCAAUCAGCUCGCCCGUCGAGGGUAUCGACCCUGAUCUGCCGCCCUCCCUUACGCCCUCGCUGUCCCGCAACAAUCCUCAAUCUCACCAGGGCUAUGCUUCAGGGUCGAACGCACCGCCCGAGCUGAACCAUCGCCAGUCAGCCGGUCAUCAUACGACUUUACGCCAAUCGCCAAGCCAAGCCCAAAUCACAGAGGAGAGCACGACGACUGGCGCGAAGGAUCGCUUCAGCAGGGACAGCGCUCAUAGCACAGGCACCACGAGCGAUGCUUCACGCUACCAUUCCCGUGAUAGCUCAUCGCAGGACUCUACAGCCUCAAUGUCGACCUCUGAAACCUCUGUAGAGACAGCCGGCUCGGCCCUCACCGAGCGACUCGAUCACGAGCAGCCACAGCGCAAGCCGGCGAGGACGAGUCCACCCAGGCGAAGGACCAUCGGGCCCCGUGACCCGCUCGUGUCCUCUGGGCGUGCUACGUCCGCUUAUCAGUCCAGCCCUGGGCAAGACAGUCACGAUGACGCUUUCGCCUCGACGUAUGGACCAUCUUCAUCUACCGGUCAUACUUCGAGCUCCGGCUCGCCCAUGACGUCGAACCUUUCCACACCUUUCUCUUCGCCUUCUCCUUCGCAGUAUGACGACCUCAAAGCGAGCGAAUUCGAGCAGCAGCUCUACUGGCUACCCGCCCGCUUACAUCCCGAGAUUGCUCCCGACGAGUUUAGAAACUUCAUAAAGGAUCAGACCAAUCCCGAGAACCUAGCACGAAGGUCCAGCGGUGGCCGAUACGGCAGUCACCUCGAAGGCAGCUCUUCCCUCAGCAGGCAGCGAUCCGGGCCCCAAGCUCAGUCACGUCGACUCAGUCAAAGCGAUGGAUCUUCUGCUCCGCCUACGAGCGCCAAUCUUGCCCGGAAGCGAAGCAUGCUCAGCAGACAGUAUUUACCUUCUGCAGACGAUGGUGUCGGCGAUAAACCAAGCGAAGGUCGCGCUCGCUCGCAUUCGCCUCCUCCGCCCUUGCCAACGUCUACUUCGCUUGAAGCGGCAGACGGCCUUGCGCCGUCUGCGGGCUCGGGUAUCUCGCGCGUCGGUGGCAGUCUAAGGCGAAGCCGUUCGGGCAUGGAUCACCUCACGAUUGAGGAUCUUCAGAAUCUCGAGCGCAUGGCGAAUCAGGCCCAGGAUGCCACGGAUAGCCAGAAUGGCGCAACGGGUCUGCGAAGGAAGCUCAGCCUCAACCCUGCUCUGAUGCUCGAAGCCCUGUCCGAGAACCAAGCGCUGCAGCAACAACAGCAACAACAGCAGCAACAAAUCCACCAGGAUGAGCACGCUGAUGCGCCGCUUGUCGGACCUUCCCAAGGCACCAUAUUGCGCAGAGGCGCUCGUACGCGUCAUGGCAAGGCACCAGAAGAUGAUCCAGCCGUUGAACGACCCCCUCAACGGUUUGGUCCUGGUCGUCGAACAAAGGGACCGCGCAGUGCAGGCGUGCCUGGCUUGCCCGGAGCCGCUGCAUCAAGCGAGUCGCUUCCAAUCUCAAGUGAUCGUCGUGGUAGUGCCGGCAGCGACGAGAUCUCUGAAGGCGGUCAUGAAGCUUUCGAGCCUGUCAGCAAGCAGACAAGUCCUCAGGCGCCAUUGCCGCCAGUCAAAGAAGUCGCAUCGCCGAGCCUUGUAGCGCAAGAUAUCGAGCCGGACAUGCAGGACUCUUCAGACCGACCGCCGCGCGAUAGUCCUCCUCGACUGAUAGCACGACCAAUGGAAGCUGCACCUCCUUUGCCAGCAGCUGAAGUUCCCAGGGCGCCAGCUGUGCCAGAGAUACCUUUGCCACCCAUCUCGCCCGUGCACGAGAUCGCUCCACCAACGGUGCCCGAGAGGCCGACAGUGUCGGUACCGACGACGCCGGUGCAGACCAGCAAAGCAAAGAAGUCUGGCUGGGCUAAGCUCGGCUUCACACGCAAAGAUUCGACGGGAUCUACCAAAUCGUCCCAGUCAAAGACCGUCAAUGACGACUCUGACCGCGCGAGCAUCAUCUCCACUGGCUCUGAUUCUGUCGGAUCUAUCUUGCGUAGAUCCAAGAAGGAGAAGCGGCAAUCUGAGCCGGCCAGCCUUGACAAUGAGAAGGCAGAGCGGACGGAGAAGGAACCGAGCUUCUUUGGCAGUCUCUUCUCUAGUCGCAAGAAGCGCGACACGGAAGGCUCUCAACACGAGAAUCGCAAUGGCUUGUACAGUCCGGCGGAGAUCGUGCCUUCGCCAACAGCAUCCGGCAUGCUCAACAAGAGCGGCAAAUAUACCAACUUUUAUAGGCUGCCAAUUCACGUCGAGCGGGCAAUCUAUAGGCUGUCACACAUCAAGCUAGCCAAUCCCAGGAGACCCCUUUACGAGCAAGUUCUGAUCUCCAAUUUGAUGUUCUGGUACCUUGGUGUGAUAAAUCGACCCGUGCAGCCAAUACAGCCAAUACAACCAGCUCCGGUACCGCUUUACGCUCCUGAACAGGAGGUCGAUACUCCAUUGCCGAUCGAUGAGGAAGAAGUCAGACCGGUCGAGACUGAGCGCCAGAGGACCGACUCGCGGGCCACAGAGCCUGCAGAAGAGACGAGGCGGUCUCUACGUCCCGCUGAAUCGCUGCGCCCCAACUCAAGCUCGCAUAGCAAUCGCACGCUCACGAAGAGCAAGCCUGCAGCAUCCAAGCCCGUCGCAACCGAUAUCAGUUACGAAGCUCAAGCUGCCGCCGUGACCGGCCGAGGCCUAGGUCUGACAGAUGCUUCGGACGAGUCUGGGCGGCCGUUGAUCGUCUCCAAUCGCGCCAACGUCGAUUCUGGCUUCGAGGUCGUCAGGCCUUCGUCUGCUCGAGACGAGGGCAGUGCUCGCGAUCAUCAGCAAAAGACCAAGCAUCGAACAGAGAAGGACCAGAAGCGGACGAGCUACGAUCCCGUCGAUCUCAUCAGCUCGUACAACAACGACCAGAGGAGGCAUUCGAAGCAUGCCGCUCUGCCUCCCGGAUUAGCGCCCGAGUCGAACGAAGCGCACCGGCAGACUGUCAAAGUCGCAGAGAGGCCCGUACGGGAUGCGUCUCUCAAACAGAGGUCAGAGAACCAGCGAUCCUUCUCGCUCAAGCCGUCAGGCCCGCGCACGGUCAAUCAGCAUCAAUGCAUAGCACUUGUUCUCGCGCACAUGCGCAGAGAGGUACAGAGGUUUACAUGA
Mixia osmundae IAM 14324 is the source of this 4815-nucleotide messenger RNA. RefSeq lists its product as uncharacterized. Gene Ontology annotation, cellular component: cell septum; Cdc73/Paf1 complex; cytoplasm. NCBI's taxonomy places the organism in Eukaryota, Fungi, Basidiomycota, Mixiomycetes, Mixiales, Mixiaceae. The record is from RefSeq and is a predicted model, not a curated record. Gene Ontology annotation, biological process: transcription elongation by RNA polymerase II; positive regulation of G2/M transition of mitotic cell cycle; establishment of cell polarity. The coding region runs from base 175 to 4815 and encodes 1546 amino acids. The transcript has 12 exons.